AUGACAGGUCCACGCGAUCUUAAUGCACAAAUAGAGAGCCUUGUAAAUCGUCUUCGCCGACGACAAGUCGUAGGCUCCUGGCGUGUCUCUGUUGAAACAGCUGUAUUACUUCGGCAGGUAGUUUCCGCUACUCGGUGGAAUCAGGUUGAAACAUUGAUAAAAGUAGUUAAAGAAGAUGUGGGAAGGAGGUUAGUUAUGGCUCAACCACGAGGAAAUAUUGUUCGCCGCGUAUUACGCUUAAUACGUGAUGUAUAUAACUCUGAGGUUGCCACUUUUGACGAUCUUUCUGCUGAAGAUGAUGAUAAAGACUCAAAUACUGAUGAUGAUGAGAAAGAAGAAGAAAUUAAAUCAAAAUCAUCCCAGAAAAUAAGAACUAUUAGUUUUUACGGUGGAUCAGGUACAGGAACAAACAAUCGUUCUUCCAUGAUAAACUUACUUGGGGAUGGUGGUACCAAAAGGACGUCUAUAGAUGAUGAUCGAAAACCUCCCAAUAUCCUUUUGAUCCGUCAAAUUAUUGAGAUUAUUAUGACUGUUGGUAGAUCAAGAACUGUGGAAAUGUUUUUGAAAACUGCUGCGAAGAAAAGAAAAUUUUCUGUUUUAGUUGCAGAAACAUUCCCAACAUAUCUAGGUCAUGAGAUGGCAUUAUCUUUGUCAGAAGCAGGGAUUGACACAACUGUAAUCUCUGAUUCAGCAAUCUUUGCUGUCAUGUCCAGAGUGAAUAAAGUGAUAAUGGGUACACAUGCAGUGGUGCACAAAUGGUGGCCACGGCUGCUAAGCACCAUUCAAAACCAGUAG
Messenger RNA from Dentiscutata erythropus, 795 nucleotides. The record is from the annotation of a GenBank genome assembly. Lineage: Eukaryota; Fungi; Glomeromycota; Glomeromycetes; Diversisporales; Gigasporaceae.